UGGUCCCCUGCGCCGGCAUGGCGGUGUGCGCUCGGCUCUGCGGUGUGGGCCCGUCGCGGGGAUGCCGGCGCCGCCAGCAGCGCCGGGGCCCGGCCGAGACCGCGGCAGCCGACAGCGAGCCGGACACGGACCCCGAGGAGGAGCGCAUCGAGGCGGGCGGGGCGCUGUCCGGGGCGCCGGGCGGCCGGGGCGCCGGCCCCCCUCCGCCCCCGCGCUGCUCGCUCCUGGAGCUGCCGCCGGAGCUGCUGGUGGAGAUCUUCGCGUCGCUGCCCGGCACCGACCUGCCCAGCCUGGCCCAAGUGUGCACCAAGUUCCGGCGCAUCCUGCACACCGACACCAUCUGGAGGCGGCGCUGCCGCGAGGAGUAUGGCGUUUGUGAGAACCUGCGGAAGCUGGACAUCACCGGCGUGUCUUGUCGAGAUGUCUAUGCCAAGCGUAUAAACCCUCGCGUGAAGUCGGGACGUUUCAUGAAAAUUCUUCCCGAUUACGAGCACAUGGAGUACAGAGAUGUUUACACCUGCCUGCUUCAUCGAUACAGACACAUUCUGGGAUUGUGGCAGCCGGACAUCGGGCCCUACGGAGGAUUGUUGAAUGUGGUGGUUGAUGGCCUGUUCAUCAUUGGCUGGAUGUACCUGCCUCCUCACGACCCUCAUGUGGAUGACCCAAUGAGAUUCAAGCCCUUGUUCAGAGUCCACCUGAUGGAGAGAAAGUCUGCCACGGUGGAGUGCAUGUAUGGCCACAGAGGGCCCCACAAUGGCCACAUCCAGAUUGUGAAGAAGGACGAAUUCUCCACGAAGUGCAACCAGACAGACCACCACAGGAUGUCUGGUGGGAGGCAAGAGGAAUUCCGAACGUGGCUGAGGGAAGAAUGGGGGCGGACACUGGAGGACAUUUUCCAUGAGCACAUGCAGGAGCUCAUCCUGAUGAAGUUUAUCUACACGAGUCAGUAUGACAACUGCCUGACCUACCGCCGCAUCUACCUCCCGCCCAGCCACCCGGAUGACCUCAUCAGACCCGGCCUUUUCAAAGGCACCUAUGGCAGCCAUGGCCUAGAGAUUGUUAUGCUCAGCUUCCAUGGAAAAUGUGCCAGGGGCACGAAGAUCACGGGGGACCCCAACAUCCCUGCUGGGCAGCAGACAGUGGAGAUCGACCUCAUGCACCGUAUUCAGCUGCCUGAUGUGGAGAGCCUCCGCAACUUCAAUGAGCUCUCGCGCAUCGUCCUGGAGGUUCGGGAGCAGGUCCGUCAGGAGCAGCAGCAGCAGGAGAACGGGCCCGAGGAUGGUGAGGGCCGAGGCCAGCAGAGUCCCCGAGAGCCCCAGCGGGGCCCUGUCCAGCCCAGCGCAGAGCUGCCUGCCGAGAAGGGCGGGGAGUCUCGGGAUGGAGAGGCCGAGGCUGCAGCUCCACCUGCACCUGAGCAGCCCGCCCAGUCAGGGCAGGGGCAGCCGUUCGUGUUGCCUGUGGGCGUGAGCUCGAGGAACGAGGACUAUCCCCGCACCUGCAGGAUGUGUUUUUAUGGCACAGGCCUCAUCGCUGGCCAUGGCUUCACCAGCCCUGAGCGCACACCUGGGGUCUUCAUCUUGUUCGACGAGGACCGCUUCGGGUUCAUCUGGUUGGAGCUGAAAUCCUUCAGCCUGUACAGCAGGGUGCAGGCCACCUUCCAGAACGCAGAGGCGCCAUCCCCACAGGCCUUCGAGGAGAUGCUCAAGAACAUCCAGUCCCUGACUUCCUGAUGGGCCAGUGCCCUGUAGGGUGGCUCCCAGGGCCCUGGACCCUGCUCCUGCGAAAGGAAGCAGCAUGCACUUUGGAGAUUUGGCCUUCUGAUCAGAAUACCGACCUUGUAAGAGUCUUGGCCUAGCCACCCCAAGAUUCUUGUAUAGAGUGUACAACAUUUGCCCCGGUCCUCGUCAGGAGCUCAUAGGAAGGCUGACUGAGCAUGUCUUAUAAAAAAAGAAAAAAGAAAAAGAAAAGAAAAGAAGGAAGAAAAGCUGAAAGGACUGAUGGAGAGGGCUGGCUACAGUCUUGUGAACAACUUGAGUGGAGAAAUGGGGUGUCCCCUUGGCCUGUAGGCAAUUUUCAUGGGACAGGCUGAGCGACCCUCUGGGCUACUAGGGGGGAUUGAUUGUGCAUGAGCUUUUUGCCAGCUCCCUUGCAGGAGGCAAGUGAAAACGGCUGCAGGCUGGCAAGGGGCUGGGGCAGUGAGUGCUCAGAGGGAGUCCUGGGGGGUCGGGGAUGCUGGGCCAGGACCCUGGACUGAAUUCUUGUUUCUCUACUAACCUGCUUGGAUUUUGGACAAAAGUAUUUCACCUCUGACAUGUUUGUGCAUCGGUGUGGUGGGGUCAGUGAUGCAGGCCAGUAGGGAGUGGCACAGUGGGCCUCUGAACAGCUUAGGGGCCCUGGCCUCUCUCUAGCUUUAGAGUUAAGACCCUCGCUGCAGCCAGUUCCAGACAGGGCAUCUGUUUGCACACCCCUACCCACCUCCUGCACACGCUGUGGUGUCAGAACCCUGAGCUGAGCCACUUGUCCCAGAACCUGCCCCAGGAUUUGGCAGGGCUACAUCCCAAACAGCCCUAUAUUGCCCAUUUGUACACAGGUGCUGUUUUUGUAAGUGUCAAAGCAGCAGAGUGGUUGCACAGAUGACUUUGGAGCCCCUUUGUGGGUAAUAGGGCAGCUUUCUAGAAAAGUCACCCCUUAUGUAUGGAAUGCACUUUGGAGACCAGGGCCUCUUGGGAGCCUCUGGGAUGGAGACCCUGAGCAUGGAUGCUUCUGCUGGUGGUGUGCCUGUGUCCCAUUGACACCUGCAUUUGGGGGCCCUCCGUAAGGUCUCUGCUGAGAACAGCCCGAAACGCACGUAGACGCCCAAGAAUUAGUUGCAGCUCUGUCUCCAGCCUGCAGAGAGCUGUCACCAUGUUCGCCUUCCAUGGGUUGCGGCUUCACCUGGGAGGCAUGCAGAUUUUGUCUCCCUCUGUGUGGCUUGCUCUUGUUGGGUGAACUGUGCUGAGCCCUCAUGCAGGGGGGAGGUAAGGGACCCCAGGGAAGGGGGCAGCUUUGUGGUGCCUUCAUGUAGAGACCAACAUGAGAUGUCCCAUGAAAUGUGUUUUCCUGACGAAUUUCUCCCUGACUGGCCUUUUUAAAAAAAAAAAAUAAAAAAAAUCCCUAUUGCUCUA
Nyctereutes procyonoides (raccoon dog) is the source of this 3164-nucleotide messenger RNA. It is a transcript of the gene FBXO31, whose product is annotated as F-box protein 31. Lineage: Eukaryota; Metazoa; Chordata; Mammalia; Carnivora; Canidae. The coding region runs from base 18 to 1730 and encodes 570 amino acids. The record is from RefSeq and is a predicted model, not a curated record. Gene Ontology annotation, molecular function: protein binding. The transcript has 10 exons.